AUGAUGAGCUCGGUGGGUUGGGCGCCCGCCAUGUUUUCAAUGCUGGCUUCCAUCCCCUUGGUACAGGCGCGGCCGUUUCAGAGCGGUGUGGAGCUGCGCCAAAGCGUCAAGAUGUGGUGCCAGGACGGCUUGGUGAGGAGCCAUGUGGAGGAGCUCUACGGCGGACUGAGUGACUGGCAGGUCUCGCAGGUCACGGACAUGAGCUUCCUCUUCGCAGAUCUGGGAUUCUGCCAGCUCGCGUCCAUCUCUGCAUGGGACACCUCUCACGUGACAAGCAUGGCGGGCAUGUUCAAGAGGGCCGCCAGCUUCAACCAGAACAUCAGUGGUUGGAACACGUCAGCUGUCCGGAAUAUGUCGGCGAUGUUUUACGGUGCAAGGAGCUUCAACGAGAACAUCGGCAUGUGGGACACGUCAGGCGUGCAGGAUAUGCAUGACAUGUUCAAAGAAGGCGCGAGUUUCAAUCAAGACAUUGGCCCGUGGGACACAUCGGCUGUCAAGGACAUGCGGGGCAUGUUCGCCGCAGCCAGCCGCUUCAAUCAGGAUGUCGGCCAAUGGCGCGUAUCAGCUGUUCGGGACAUGGCUGGCAUGUUUCUUGGAGCAGAGUCUUUCAACCAAGACAUUGGCAAGUGGGAUGUAUCAUCUGUCAAGGACAUGUCUGCGUUGUUUGGUUAUGCGACGAAGUUCAACCAGCACAUAGGCCACUGGGACACAUCAGCUGUUACGAACAUGCGGUGGAUGUUCGCUUUCGCAAGCCGCUUUGACCAGAACAUCAGCAGCUGGAACACGUCAGCAGUCCAGGACAUGCACAGCAUGUUCGCAUUCGCCUCAGACUUCAACCAGGACAUCGGAAACUGGGACACGUCGGCUGUCCGGGGCAUGACUGGGAUGUUCGGAGGUGCGACCAGCUUCAACCGAGAUAUCAGCCAGUGGGUCACAUCGGCAGUUGAGGAUAUGUCGUGGAUGUUCUACCAAGCUUCGGACUUCAACAAGAACAUCAGCAGCUGGAACACGUCUGCUGUGCGAUCCAUGUCUAGCAUGUUCCACAUGGCGGCAGCCUUCAACCAAGACAUCAGCAGCUGGAACACCUCAUCUGUCCAGGACAUGUCCCAGAUGUUUCAGGAGGCUGUCGCAUUCAACAAAGACAUCGGGAACUGGGACACGUCAGCUGUCCGGAACAUGAGCCACAUGUUCGAUCGCGCGCGCAGCUUCAACCAAGACCUGGGCAAGUGGAAGACAUCAGCUGUCCAGGACAUCUCCGGCAUGUUUUUCGAGGCGCUCCAGUUCAACCAGGACAUCGGCCAGUGGAACACCUCAGAUGUUUCAAUCGAGUCUGAACAUUUCGGCGAUGCUUGGCUGUGCUCAUCGUCCCUCGAUGUUGCCUGCUGGUGA
This is a messenger RNA of Symbiodinium natans, 1389 nucleotides long. The record is from the annotation of a GenBank genome assembly. NCBI's taxonomy places the organism in Eukaryota, Dinophyceae, Suessiales, Symbiodiniaceae.